GUUCAUGUUCUGUGUUUGUUUGAGAUGUCAGUUUUAUGACAAUUCCAUUAUUUCAGUCAGCUGUUGCAUGUGACAGAUUCAACAUGCAUAAUUUAUCAGAUUCAGACUCUGUAGAUUCAGAUGAGGGAAUCCGCUAUAAAACAGAGAGUAUUAGGAAUAAAACUAAGAAAAAUGAGGAGUCAGGAACUGAUAGAAAUAAAUCUAGUCAUAGAAGCUUGAGUUCUCAUUCACACUAUAAAUCUAGACAAAAUAAUAGAUCAAGAAGAUAUAGCCCUUCAGAUAGUGACAGUUCCAGGCAGAAAAGAAAUAGUACUAGAAAGAGAAAGGAUCCUUCUCCAAGUAGGGAUAGUUCUGAAAACAGACAUAAAUCGGAGAAAAGGAAAAAAGAGGAUACUUCUAGGUACAAACAAAGAAAUAGUGACAUUGGAAAAAAGGAGAAAUUUGAAAAAAGAGAUAUUAGUAGACAUGAUUCAUCUAGUAAAACAGAUAAAAAAUCUAAACUGACAGUGAUAGACUGUGAACCAGAAUUGCCUAAAAAUUUACAGAAAACAGAUGAACAAAAAAUAUCAAAACCAGAAAAUUCUAAACAAAAAAUAGUAGAUGAACAAAAAAUAUCAAAACCAGAAAAUUCUAAACAAAAAAUAGUCUAUCUGGGGCCUGCAUUGCCUCCAAGUUUCAAAAAAAUGAUUGAAAUUAAAACUGAUGAAGAUGAAUCAAAAAUUAAUGAAAUCAACUCUGGAAUUAAUAAUGAAAAUAAAGAAGAAUCUGUUUCUUCUGCUGAAAAUAAUCAUGCCAUUGGACCAACAUUGCCACAACAAAUAAUGAUCAAAAAGCAAAUAACAAGUGAAGAAACUAAAAAAGUACUGGGACCUGCCCUACCUCCACAUUUAAAAACUACUGAAAAGGCAGCUCAAUCUCAUGCAACAUCACCUUUACCAAAUGAACUUGGAGCUACUGACAGAUGUAUAGGCCCCAGUUUGCCAUUUCAUUUGAGAAAAAAACUUGCAGAAGCUGACACUACAGAUAAUGAGGAGAUAAAUGAAAUUGAAACUUAUGGCCCAGUCCCUGUAGGCUCAAGUUUUUCACAGGCUCAUUUAGACCUAGAAGAAAGGGCUCUUCAGAUGAAGAUAAAUCAGUUGGGGCCCAAUGAAAAAAAGGAUCCAGUUCGGGAAGAGUGGAUGGUACAAUUACCAGAUGCCAAAGCUUCCAAUUUGGGAUUGGGGCCUAGGCAGUUUAGGGCAAAGGCUGGACCUGAUCUCUCAGAUAGAUCUUCAUGGACAGACACACCUCAAGAUAAAGAUAAGAAGAAACAAGGUAAAGAGGAACCCAAAGUGGAUCUUCAGAGAGAGGCGGAAUUGAGAGAAAUUAGGAAGAGAGAUAAAGAACAAGAAGUUGUUGUCAAAAAGAGCAAAAGGGAUAAGGAGAGCUUGGUGAAUAUCCAUAUGAAGAAAAUGAAAGAUAAAAAGGAUUCUUCUGCUUCCACUGAAAGAAGGCCUUUCAGUAGGGAAUUGGACCUUCAGGUGAAUCGGUUUGAUGAGGCUCAAAAAAAAGCAGUUCUGAAAAAGGCCCAACUGUUGGAUACCAGAUUUUCUUCAGGUGAAUCGAAAUUUUUGUGAAUAUACUUUUUUUUCAAAUAGGUAGAUAGUGAUUAUGUACAAAUUUAAAAUUUUUCCAAUCAAGUAUGAUGAUCAUUUUAUAGUAAAAAUAUACAAAUUUUUGAUUAGGUAUUUGAAAAUAAUAAGGUUGCUUUAGUGACUUCAU
This is a messenger RNA of Phaedon cochleariae (mustard beetle), 1761 nucleotides long. Lineage: Eukaryota; Metazoa; Arthropoda; Insecta; Coleoptera; Chrysomelidae. The record is from the annotation of a GenBank genome assembly.